Phalaenopsis equestris is the source of this 1219-nucleotide messenger RNA. Its product is annotated as transcription factor RAX3-like. The record is from RefSeq and is a predicted model, not a curated record. Bases 129 to 1052 code for a protein of 307 amino acids. NCBI's taxonomy places the organism in Eukaryota, Viridiplantae, Streptophyta, Magnoliopsida, Asparagales, Orchidaceae. The transcript has 3 exons.
AAAGAUAAGAAAGCAAUAAAUAAAAAUUAAAAAAAGGAAGCAAGAAAGAAAGAAAGAAAGAAAGAAAAAUUUGUCGUCCUUCUUUCCCAAGAGACAAGAAGGAGAUCGAUCGAUCAGAAUCAAUCAGGAUGGGAAGAGCUCCUUGCUGUGACAAAGCCAACGUGAAGAAAGGCCCAUGGUCUCCUGAGGAAGAUGAAAGGCUCAAAUCUUACAUAGAGAAGCACGGAACUGGUGGCAACUGGAUCGCUCUCCCUCAAAAGAUAGGCCUCAAGAGAUGUGGGAAGAGCUGCCGCCUUCGAUGGCUUAAUUAUCUCAGACCAAAUAUAAGACAUGGAAGCUUCUCAGAUGAAGAAGACAACAUCAUUUGCAGCCUUUAUAUUGCAAUUGGGAGCAGAUGGUCUAUUAUUGCUGCACAUCUUCCAGGAAGAACUGACAAUGACAUUAAAAAUCACUGGAACACUAAGCUGAAGACGAGGCUGCUCGGAAAACAGCGCAAAAAUCAACAGCACCGUCGUUCUUGUAAUCUAAAGCAAGUCAUUAUUAAAAACAAAGCUGAUAAGCAGUCUGUAAGUGUUACUAAUGAAGCUAACAAGGCAUGGCUCAAUCAACCCAUCACUGCUAUCCCCUUCCACUCUACUGAUCAAAUCUCUGAUGUUAAUCAAAGCCAUACUUCAAUCAGUAAAUCACAGAUGAAAUUUGCUGAUUUGAGGUUUCUAUGCUGUGGUCAUGGACCCCAUCAAGUACAAGUUGCUCCUUCCUUGAAAAUACCACAUGCCAUUUAUGAAACUCCUGUGAACACCAUGGCUUAUUCAAGCCAUGAUAGUAUUUUAAGUAAUGGCUCACCAUUAACGAAUGAGGGUCCAGAAUUUUUUGAGCAAGGAUUUAAUUAUACUGAUAAUAACUCAUUAAUGAAGCUUGAAAGCUUCGAUUUCGUCUAUGGAAUGAGCAGCUUGAUCAAUGAGAGUGUUAAUGUAUCAGAAAGCAUUAUAUGGAGUGAAAUGAACUCUUUUACCUUACCAGUUCUACCUAUUAAUGAAUCAAGCUAUGAAUAGACUGUGGAGUUCACAGAUUGAGGAGCAGUGCUGAAACAAUGCUAGCUAGCUUAUUAUGCGGAUGCAGAGGUGAUGUAAUUAUUAAAUUUGUAUUUUUAUGCCAUGGAAAUAAUUAUUCUAAAUUUCACCUUUGGAAGAGAAAAACCCUAAUUAUGAGCUGAGUAUAU